AUGUACGAGGCCUCGUUAGACGAACAGGUUGCGCAGGACAUCACUAUAGUCAUCUCCGCUAAGCAUACAUUCAGCUCCGCCCCCGCGCAGCUGGACGCGGUUCUGCGCAACACCCCCCCCUCCCCCGUCGUGUACCUGCUCUCCGCGGACAUGCCCGCCCGCGUGCGCGCGCACGUGCUGCGGCGGAAGCGCGAGGCGGACGCGGGGAUGUGGCGCGGGAACGCGGUGCUGCGCGGAUCGCCCGCCGCAGACGGGACCGUGCAGUACCAGCAGCAGCAGGAGCGGCGCAUGGAGAUUAAAGACGUAGGGCGCCACGCGAGCGGGUUCGCGAUGCGAAACGCGUCAGUGGAGCUAAUUAAGACUAAAUACGCCCUAUUCAUAUUCUCCGACGUGUUCCCCCUAGGUCACAGGUGGCUGCAGAAGCUGUAUAUGUUCGCCGAGGCUAGGGGGGGAGAGGGGGUGAUUUUCUUGCCGUACCUGUGGGAGCAGUCCGGCGGAGGCUCGGCACCGAGCUUCAAGGGAAUGAUGUCUAUGGAUGGUAUGGUGGAGGGCGGAGGGGGGAGCGGAAGGGGAAGCGGAGGGGGAAGCGGAGGGAAAAGCGGAGGGGGGGGUGACGGGGACGAGAGUGGCAUCAACGGCAGCAGCAGCGACGGCAGCAGCGGUGAGAGUGGUGGCAGGGAGCUAGGGCACGCGAGGAAGGCGCACACGGGCAGCAGGUGCAAGGCGGAGGGGGAGAGCAUGCGGCUGCACGCGGCGUUCGGCGCGGAUAUGAUCCUAGAUGACUUCAGCAACGACGGCAAGCUGUACCCCCAGCCCAUAGAGGACCCGCAGGUCGCCGCCGCGCUAGAUCCGACUCUGCUCGACCCGAGGGAAUCAGCCGUGGGUAUAGAGGAUCACUGCUUGCUGGUCCGGCACUCGUUUCUGCUGGAGGCACAAGUGUUUGACCCUCAGGUGGGGUAUACUCGGCAGGAUUUGGAUAUCGCGCUGACGACAAGGUAUUUCAACUACAAGGCGUUUCUGGUGCCGCAGUCGGUGGUGGUAUACCACCAGCCGUCCACGAGCAUACGCACCAGCGACCUCGUGUAUUUCGUGAGUCAGAGCGGGGAUGACGUGUGCACGGCGAAUCAGGUGUUUCUGCGGCACAAGUGGGGGGUGAUUGUGGGGCAGCGGUGCCGCGGGUUUGUGGAUGCUGCGCUCAGGGGGCUCAUGUGGGUCGCGGAGGGGGACGCGGGGACGGACAUGCGCGCGCAGGUGCAGGCGGAGGGGGGUGCGGGGGGGGAUGUGGGCGCGCAGGCGGAGGGGGAGAGUGCAGGAGGGACAGGCGUUGCUGGCACUGGUGCUGACCACACCCGUCGCUUCUUCCUCCCAGCCUCCCAGAGCGAACAGGCCCGCCUCAUCCUCGCUUUCUUCUCUCUAACUGGCUUCAACCGCUUUCAAAUGCGUCAUUUGCCCUUCUGGGGCUCCCUCCCCCCUGCCCCCUCCGUGCCCUGCCUGGUUCGCGAUAAGACUGUCUGUGAUUCGUCGAUCCCCUGGAUGGCUGCUGCUAGUGGGUUUGUACCCUUUGUAGAGAGACUCGGUUCUCUGCAUGAGUUUUUGGCGGAGUAUGGGAGAUUGGUGAGGGGACGGAGAGGGGCGGGCGGGGGAGGAUCGCGGGCGGAUGUUGAGGAGGACACAAGCGGCUGGUUACCAGCAGGUAGCACGAGCAUUCGGUUACCAGCAGCUGACAGGAACAGCCAGGUGCCAGCAGGUAACACGAGCAGCCAGAUACAAGCAAACAGCAGACGUCGCCUUCUAGCCAGCAGCAGCGACCCAUCACCAGCAGUCACCGGCGACCCGCAGCUGUGGAUGGGGCGGGUAGAGGAAUUCCCCCCUCUCCGAGUCAACCGAGUGGAGGACCUAUGGAGAUCGUCGUCCUUACGAGACGGGCAGCUGUUCACGGUGCGGCGCAGCCUGGUGAAGAAGAACGAGAAGCACCCGGGGCGGAGAGCGCCGGAUUUGCCGGUUCUGACGCGCAUGUACGUGCCGUUCGUGCUUGUAGAGGCCGAGAUGGAGGUGCCGAUUAUUCCCGCGCGCAGCAAGAGCAGCAGCAACAGCAGCAGUGGCAGCAGCGGUAGCAUUGGGGAUGCUGCGGGCAGUGGUGGUGAUGGUGUGGGUGCUGUGGAUGGUGCUGAAGGGAUGGGUAUGGAAGGUGUGGCAGAGGGGGACAGGGUGGGUGGGGAGAGCAGCGCGAAGGGCAUUGCGCGCUCGUGCAUGUUCAAUGGCAUGUCGGUAGUCAUAGAGGAGAAAUGCUUCUUUCCAAAAGAAGGAGCUACUGCAAGCAGCAGCAGCGGUGGUAGUAGAGGCACUCUCCUCGGCCCCCCAGGCUCGCACGUCGGCCCGGCGCGCCCGUGCCUGCGCUCGGCUCGGUAUUUCCGAGCCUGGAUGUACGUGCGGCACGUGGAGAUGGACCGAACGCCGCUCUUCAUGUUCGACCGCUUCCGCCGCACCCUCCGCCGCUCCCUCUCGGCCCGGAGAGGCGGUGGGUGGAUCGACGCGAAGCACAUGGCGUGGCUGUCGAGGUGUCUACGGCCGGUGGUGAGGCGGGUGCGGAUUGUGCGGUGUGUGGCAGGGACGGGGGAGCCGUGCGCUGUGGCGUGGCAGGUGGGCGCCGUGCCGGACGCGUGGCGGCUGGUGCUGUGGGCGUGGCGGCCGCAGAGCGUGCGCACGGCGCAGGUGGCUCUCAUGGCGCGCGACACUCAGCCUGUUGAUGACAUGGCAGCGAAACCUCAAUGGUACUGGUGA
Closterium sp. NIES-65 is the source of this 2781-nucleotide messenger RNA. The record is from the annotation of a GenBank genome assembly. Lineage: Eukaryota; Viridiplantae; Streptophyta; Zygnematophyceae; Desmidiales; Closteriaceae.